Molecule: messenger RNA, 3113 nt
Organism: Lynx canadensis (Canada lynx)
Lineage: Eukaryota; Metazoa; Chordata; Mammalia; Carnivora; Felidae
Gene: ACO2
Product: aconitase 2
Exons: 18
Coding region: 371-2716 (781 amino acids)
Biological process (GO): tricarboxylic acid cycle
Cellular component (GO): mitochondrion; cytosol
Molecular function (GO): aconitate hydratase activity; 4 iron, 4 sulfur cluster binding
Source: RefSeq, a predicted model, not a curated record
AAAACCCUUCAGUUAAACAGGAGUCUCCGUCGUAGUUGGCGAGCCAGGUCGUGGCAGGGACGUAAAAGUGUUUUGAAAAAAAUGCCUUUCCCAGAUAUGGAUGGAAGAGACAAGUGAAGUUUGUCCUUCCAUAAUACAUCUUUGUGGCCAGUAUUUACUGCCGCCAGUGUUUUUCUGCAGCUGUUUUCCUUUCAGGCCUUCGUCUCUAACGGGAGCUCCGCCCACUGCGCUCCCGGGGCUCUGGCACCUCCACAGAGGCCCCACCUUCACCGUUGCGAGUUUCUCUUCAAGCCACGCCCCUUGCCGAAAGCUUUAAAUACGCAGUAUUGUACGUCAUUUUCAUGCGACCUCAUCUUUGUCAGUGCACAAAAUGGCGCCUUACAGUCUACUGGUGACCCGGCUGCAGAAAGCCCUGGGUGUGCGGCAGUACCAUGUGGCCUCAGUCUUGUGCCAACGGGCCAAGGUGGCCAUGAGCCACUUUGAGCCCAAUGAGUACAUCCGCUAUGACCUGCUAGAGAAGAACAUUGACAUUGUUCGCAAAAGAUUGAACCGGCCUCUGACCCUCUCAGAGAAGAUUGUAUAUGGACACCUGGAUGACCCAGCCAAGCAGGAGAUCGAGCGGGGUAAGACGUACCUGCGACUGCGGCCUGACCGUGUGGCCAUGCAGGAUGCCACGGCCCAGAUGGCCAUGUUGCAGUUCAUCAGCAGCGGGCUGCCCAAGGUGGCUGUGCCGUCCACCAUCCACUGUGAUCACCUGAUUGAGGCCCAGCUCGGGGGUGAGAAAGACCUGCGUCGGGCCAAGGACAUAAACCAGGAAGUGUAUAAUUUCCUGGCAACUGCAGGUGCCAAGUAUGGCGUGGGCUUCUGGAGGCCUGGCUCUGGAAUCAUUCACCAGAUCAUUCUGGAAAACUACGCAUAUCCUGGGGUUCUCCUGAUUGGCACUGAUUCCCACACCCCCAAUGGCGGUGGCCUGGGGGGCAUCUGCAUCGGAGUCGGGGGUGCUGAUGCAGUGGAUGUCAUGGCUGGGAUCCCCUGGGAGCUGAAGUGCCCCAAGGUGAUUGGUGUGAAGCUGACGGGCUCCCUCUCUGGCUGGACCUCCCCCAAAGACGUGAUCCUAAAGGUGGCGGGUAUCCUCACAGUGAAAGGUGGCACGGGCGCCAUCGUGGAGUACCACGGGCCGGGCGUGGACUCCAUCUCCUGCACCGGCAUGGCGACAAUCUGCAACAUGGGCGCAGAGAUCGGGGCCACCACGUCAGUGUUCCCUUACAACCACAGGAUGAAGAAGUACCUGAGCAAGACAGGCCGGGAGGACAUUGCCAAACUAGCUGAUGAAUAUAAGGAUCACUUGGUACCUGACCCUGGCUGCCAUUAUGACCAACUAAUUGAAAUUAACCUCAAUGAGCUGAAGCCGCAUAUCAAUGGGCCCUUCACCCCCGACCUGGCUCACCCUGUGGCAGAGGUCGGCACUGUGGCAGAGAAGGAAGGAUGGCCUCUGGACAUCCGAGUGGGUCUGAUCGGCAGCUGCACCAACUCCAGCUAUGAGGACAUGGGGCGCUCGGCAGCCGUGGCCAAGCAGGCACUGGCCCAUGGACUUAAGUGCAAGUCCCAGUUCACCAUCACACCGGGCUCUGAGCAGAUCCGUGCCACCAUUGAGCGGGAUGGCUAUGCACAAAUCCUAAGGGAAGUAGGCGGCAUCGUCCUGGCCAAUGCUUGUGGCCCCUGCAUUGGCCAGUGGGACAGAAAGGACAUCAAGAAGGGGGAGAAGAACACAAUCGUCACCUCCUACAACAGGAACUUCACAGGCCGCAAUGAUGCAAACCCUGAGACCCAUGCUUUCGUCACGUCCCCAGAGAUUGUCACAGCCCUGGCCAUUGCGGGCACCCUCAAGUUCAACCCAGAGACCGACUUCCUGACAGGCAAGGAUGGCAAGAAAUUCAAGCUGGAGGCCCCAGAUGCAGACGAGCUUCCCCGAGCGGAGUUUGACCCUGGGCAGGACACCUACCAGCACCCUCCCAAGGACAGCAGCGGGCAGCGAGUGGACGUGAGCCCCACCAGCCAGCGCCUGCAGCUCCUGGAGCCUUUUGACAAGUGGGAUGGCAAAGACCUGGAGGACCUGCAAAUCCUCAUCAAGGUCAAAGGGAAGUGUACCACUGACCACAUCUCUGCUGCCGGCCCCUGGCUCAAGUUCCGUGGGCACCUGGACAACAUCUCCAAUAAUCUGCUCAUUGGUGCCAUCAACGUUGAAAAUGGCAAGGCCAACUCCGUGCGCAAUGCUGUCACCCAGGAGUUUGGCCCUGUCCCUGACACUGCCCGCUACUACAAGAAACAUGGUAUCCGGUGGGUGGUGAUCGGAGACGAGAACUACGGGGAGGGCUCGAGCCGGGAGCACGCAGCACUGGAGCCUCGCCACCUCGGGGGCCGGGCCAUCAUCACCAAGAGCUUCGCCAGGAUCCAUGAAACCAACCUGAAGAAGCAGGGCCUGCUGCCCCUCACCUUUGCUGACCCGGCUGACUACAAUAAGAUUCACCCUGUGGACAAGCUGACCAUCCAGGGCCUGAAAGACUUCGCUCCUGGCAAGCCCCUGAAAUGCAUCAUCAAGCACCCCAACGGGACUCAGGAGACCAUCCUCCUGAACCACACCUUCAACGAGACCCAGAUCGAGUGGUUCCGCGCCGGCAGCGCCCUGAACAGGAUGAAGGAGCUGCAGCAGCAGUAAGGUCCAGCCAUGCCACCUGUCUGCCUACUCCUUGGACCCCGCUCCGGGGUCCCCGGUGCAGUCAGUGCGUCAUCAGAACUGGAUCUGCCCCCUUCCGGCCUUGGCUUCCUGCUCCAAGAUGGUGUGGUCAGGCCUCCUGCCCUCCCUUCCCUCAGCCGGCCGAGGGACACACAGGUGGGUGGGUGAGCGGGGGGAGGGCUCUUUAAAGAAUGUUCCAGCCCCCUGCCUUCCCAUUUUUAGUCUGAUUCAGAUCUUGAACAACUCCAUGCAACUGUAUUUAUUUUUGAUGACAAGACUCCCAUCUAAAGUUAUUUCUCCCGCCUCAUCAUUUCACUGGUGGCUGAAAGAUUUUAAAGAAACUUUCGCUCUCAUGAGGAAAAUAAGAAUACGGACUCAG